This is a messenger RNA of Biomphalaria glabrata, 2312 nucleotides long. RefSeq lists its product as uncharacterized. Lineage: Eukaryota; Metazoa; Mollusca; Gastropoda; Planorbidae. Gene Ontology annotation, biological process: G protein-coupled receptor signaling pathway. The record is from RefSeq and is a predicted model, not a curated record. The transcript has a single exon. Gene Ontology annotation, cellular component: plasma membrane. Gene Ontology annotation, molecular function: G protein-coupled receptor activity. Bases 1192 to 2202 code for a protein of 336 amino acids.
AUGUCCACAUUUUGUCCUCAUUUUUUUUUGUCCCGCAGUUAAAUUGACAUCUUUGUGUCACUCUUGUUAUCUUUAGGUUUGAUUCUAAGCCCGUGCACUGAUGUCAAGGUUCGAAGAUUCUCAAACUAUGUUUUACUGGUCCAACAAGGCAUAAAUAGUUUAACUGACUUUGAAAUUAUUAGGAAGGUGAAGCCGAUAUAGACUAGUUAAAAGUGGGCUAAAAGUGACUUGGUCUCCCUAGUGUGACGUACAUAGCAUGAAAAAUUCGGACCACAAAAAAAGACACAAUUUUUCAGCUUCAACAGUCAGAUAAGUAGGCUUCAUGGAACAAAUGUGUUAACUCGCUGGGAAAGUGAACUUUUGUCUUUCUUAUAAAGUGUUAUUUUUGUAAAAUAUUUUACAUGUUCCUUCAGAGUUGAAGAUAAUCUACUUCCUAGUCCUAAACUCCCCGCAGGACGACGGGCGAUGGCAGCGGGCAAGUUAUGAACCCAGGAUUAUCGAGACGCCCGAACGACAGUCAAGCCCCCAUUCCGCACGGCCAGACAACCAUCCCCCUUUCCUAUACAGAUCUACUUGUGGAAUUUCAUGGUGAAAGUGAAUGACAGUAAUCUUCUCUUUGUUUACACAUUCAAUUAUAAGAGAUCCCGUCUAAGUUUUUGAUUCUAUACAAUGCAGUAAGAGAGAGAAAUGAAAAAAAAAAGCGAUACGAAGAAAUAUGAAGGCGACAUAAUGGAAGCUAAAAAGAAACAAAAGAAAUAAGGAAGAUUGGGUGAGAUUUUCAAACAAAUAGAAAAAAAAAACCAGUGUCAAGAACGCCAUAUUAAAUAAUCCCCGUUGCCAAUUAUAAACAAUGUAUUUGCCCAACAAGCGAAGAGGUUUAGACAUUGGAUUCUACCGUGCUGGGAAGUGCAUAUGAAAGUAUUGCACUGUUUAAUAAUAUACUUUAUUUUAUCAAUACUUUAUCAAUACUUUAUCAAUACUUUAUCAAUACUUUAUCAAUACUUUAUCAAUACUUUAUCAAUACUUACUAAUUCUAUACACCGGAUACACCAAACAUCUUGAGGGUUGACAAAGAACAUUUCCAAUACAAAUGAGUUUCAAGCUUGCAGAAACAUUUGGUCUAUUUUAUUUAAUGGUUUUAGUCAAACAAUAGGAAAAAAAUAUACUUGAAGUAAGUGUUUUUUUUUAAAAAUGGAGUUAGUUAAUGUUUUUCCACAAAACGAAACACUAAAUAAGAUCGAUGAUUCGGCUGAUUUAGAGGAUGAAUAUACCAGGUCCAUUAACGCUGCUCGCUGGGCAAUUAACCAUGUCGUAACUCCAAUUCUCUGCAUCUUUGGUGUGGUGGGAAACAUCAUGAAUAUCAUAGUUCUCCGUCGCUGUGGUUACAAAGACACCAAUGUUCUUCUGCUCGUGUCGUUGUCCUUGGCAGACUUGCUGCUCUCCAUCAUCCACUCCUUCAUACACGUUCAUUUCAUUAUAGAGCGCUUCGACUUUGUGACCGCGGCUCUGGUUGGCACUUUCAGUUUCGUCUACCUGUUCGCAUCGUACCAGAUCACGCUGUGCGUGGUGCAGUGCCACCUGGUGAGCAUCGCCACGGAGCGCGUCAUCGCCGUCUACUACCCGUUCCACGUGGCCAGGAUCUUCUCGCGCUCUCGUGUCCUGGUGAUCAUCGUCUGCAUGUACGUCUUGUGCAUCGUCAUCAACCUCCCAGUGGCCUUAAUCUUCGACGUGGGGUCAAUGUACGUGCCGGGCCUCAACCAAACCAUUUACGUCAUUGCGCCGUCACAGAUAUUUUUGGACAACUAUGAAAGCAUGGAGAGAUAUAACAUCUUGGGCCUGGGCAUCUUCAACGCUGGGCUCCUGCCCAUCAGCAUCAUCAUAGGCUCCUCGUUGGUAGGACUCAAGCUGCUGCUCAGAAAGAGGCAGCCUCUAUCCAAAGUAAAAAAGAGUGAUUCAAAUGACCUGAAAGGUAUGAGGCUGCUCCUGGCAGUGUGUGUCGUGUCCAUUCUGUUCGCUAUAUCCAGCAUCGUCAUGAUCCACUACUAUAACGUGUACAGGGUACUGUACGGCCCAUUUCACGAGCUGUUGGUGGACAUCACGUCUUUGAUUUGUCAGUUCUUCUCUUCUACCAACUUUGUUAUUUAUGUUACCAUGAGUAACAAGUUCUACAGAACUUACAGAAAGUUGAUUUGCAGAUUUUAACCUUAGACUCUUUAUCAUUGUGUGUUAUGUUUUAUUUCAUAGAUUUUCAGUUGCUAUUGAAAUAUUUAUCAGAUUUUUAUUGCCCGUUCAUGAACGCCAAACACCCAAUC